UAUAUAAUGUAUAACAAUUUCAUGUACGUUAUAUCAGUCAUCUGCAACAUUGAUCUGUUGGUAUUAUAAUUAGGAUUGGCAAUCAAGAGGUAGUUUUUUAGCAAUUACAGUUACAGUCAGAAUCAGAAUCAGAAAGAGCUUUAUUGCCAAGUAUGUUUGCACAUACAAGGAAUUUGUUUUGGUGACAGGAGCAUCCAGAACACAGAAACAGCAACAACAGUACACAGAGACCAUAACACAAUAGAAUACAGUACACAAUGAUUUAAAUAAGGGCCUAUGGGUAUAAAAAAUUAAGAAAUACAAUACAAUAAAGAUAAGAUAAAGAUAUAAAGAGUAAAGCUAUGUAUGUAUGUAAAUAUGUACAAGUAAAAAAUAAAAAAACACUGUCUAUGAACAGUUUUAGAGUUCCUGCUGAAUGAAUAAGAGUGAGAAUAAUUUACUGACGACAUUAAAAGACAUGAAAUGCAACUAUUACACAUGUUUUCAAUACACAUAGGCCUACCAUUAUCUUUACAGAAAAAAACUAUAAAAUAACAGCCUCAUGCAAAGCAUUCAACCUUUUUCUGUUUAUUUUCUAAUUUUGGUUCCCAGAAUGCUUUGCACGAGGCUGUUAUUUUAUAAAGACUUGUUAAUGUUUAAUGUUCAUUUAUCUUUGAACAAACUGUUGCCAGUAAAUGACAUAAAUGUAAAUCUACAGUAAGUUACUGACAAACUGCUGCCAAUAAUACAGUAAUUUCUACAGAAUUUGUUUACAGUGAAUGUUAAAAAAUAAGACAAACUACCCUCAUUUUCUGAACUUGCAUACUUUCACAGUUAUUAUUUCAACUGAGGCAGAAGUGCUAACAUUUGCAAAACGGAAUUAAUAUAGCAUAAAACUUUAAAGUGACUUACAAAUGAUGUGAAUAGAAGCAUUUAAAUGAACAAAAAGAGCAACGAUUCAUGAUAUUUUGUAGUUUUUAGCACCACAAUCAUUCAGUUUCACUAUACACUAUAAAUAAGUAGACCUCUCCAAUUUAAUCUAAAAUCCUCUAAAUUGUUCUUUCAAUUGGCUUAGUUGAGAUUAUAUAAAUUUAAGGAACAGAUUGUUGCCAUACGUGAUAAUUGCCAAAAUGUUAAGUGCACGAGUGAUCUGAAUUUUUCUUCACGGUGUACAAGUCCUGUUUUUAAGUAACUGAGUCAUUUUUACCAACUCAUUAUUUAACAUUAAUUGACUUAAUAUUAAUUGACAACCCAAAAUACUGCUGAAUUGUCAUUUGGCACAUUUUCACCUCUAAUUUGACACAGAUCAUGCUAUAUAAGUUCAUAAGUUCUAAUGCUCAAGCAGAAGGGAAUGUUUUUCUCCUGAGGUGUACGGCCGGAGCAGAAGAGAGACUGUGAGUCACUUUAACCAAACCAAGGCGCAAGUCAGAGCCAUAGAGCAGUAGUACCACAUGUAGUACACACGGAGGAGCUUUCAACACCUUUCAGACUACUGUGGGGUGACACAGGCGUGAACGCUACAAACACAACUUUGUGGUGCCCCAGGGUCUCCUUAGCAAAUGCCUAUUUCUUCUAUCGCAAAUUUUUCCAUGUUGAUAGCAAAGAUGACGAGGGAUGAGCUAAUGUGCGAACGAGCGGGUUAGGUUUGCUUCUGGCUCAAAGAACGGUUACCUUCUCUGCAUCCUCUCGAGCCCUGAUCCCUUCUGCUCAACACCUUACUAGGAUCCGUCCUCAACAACACCAGGGCAGAAUAUUACAUCUUCGUCUCCUCUGGUCAUAAACACAUACACACCUGCAGCAGUUGUGCAAUAAACGUCCAAUCCCGUCUUUAUGAGCUUCCUUCUUCUCAUGAACAUCCUCAGCUGGACCGGGCCCACGUGAGGUCACUGACAGGAGACACCGGCAUGACAUCAUCAGCAUGAGCUCAGUCCAAGGGUCAAUACACACUGAGCACCACGGUUGUGACGGAUACCUGUGUUUGUGUUUGAAGAUCACCUAGUAACCACAUGGUGAUGUUUAGAUCCCAUCAAUUUAUUAGUGACCAUCCUAAGCAUUCUGCUUAAACUUUUGCUUCAAUACACAACUGCUACUUUAUCAGUUACAUACAAUGGCAAACCUGUAUCAUCUUAAACUGGUCAUUCGUAUCUGAUCAGACCCAAUUUUCUCUUCUUUGCUUUCUCACUUUCUUUUGCUGACACUUUUCUCCUCCUCUCUUAGUCAUCCCAGGAUGUGUCAGAAUUUCUAUAGUUUUUCAAGGUCAUGCUCAGUGGAGCGGAGAAAGGCAAUCACUGGAGAAAAAGGACGAGUGCUGCCAAGCCACAGCUUUUUCCUUUACACCCCCCGAAAAAAGCCUAAAUAACCUGCCCCCAACUCAGAGACACACCUUAGGUAGGGGCAAACCACUCCUCUCACCGUGUACUCGUGAGCGCACAAGGGGGUAUAUAUGGAGGUGCGAAAGCGGACAGAGGGAUUCAGACAGCGACGCAACUAAAGAGAUGGAUUCCAUGAUGAGACACGGCGCAAUGAUGAUCUUCAUUGGCUUCAUGAUGUGGACAGCUUGUUUGGCUGCACCAAUGCAGUGCCACUUCAACUCUCAAGCUCUGUGUGAGUAUGAGGGGAAGCAGUACUCUAUGGGAGAGAGUUGGAUGGAGCAGGGCUGUGUUCAGUGCACCUGCCUGCACCCUGUGGGAGUGGGAUGCUGUGAGACCGUGCAUCAGCCUGUGGACUUUCCUGCUUGGUGUGAAGUUCGAGUUGAAACCCUGACCUGUCAGGUCACACUGGUGUUGACCUCUGACCCUCGUCUGCCGUGCAUUCCCGGAGAGAACAACAUUGACCCAAGACAUGGGGCCAUCAACAUGAAUCUAGCAGGUUAGCAUGGAGGGAGACCAAUUCGGCAAUCACAAAUCCCCUGCCUGUCAGCUGACAUCUGAAUCAUUCAGAUGAGAUUGAAAAUUACUCUUAACGCAACUAUAUUCAAAAAACAACCAUAAAUAUGUAAGCUGCUCAAAAUCUCCAUUUGAAGGAAGCAAGGCAGUGGUCUGAUAAAGAAAAGUAAUGUGUGUGUGAGGGGGAGAGUGUUGUGUUGGAAUUUAUUAAAGUGAGAUCGAAAUCAAAAUCAAGGAUGUAAUGGAGGAAUAACUAUCAAUGUGUAUUUUAUCUAAUGCAUUUUAUCAUCAUUACACAUUCUUAGCACUGCAUGUUAUCUUUUCAUUUAUCGUUUUUAUCAUGGGUCAAUUCGAUACACUCCAAGGAUUUCAGAGAAAAACAUGCAUGAUUCUCUGCAUAAAAAUCUUAAUGUUGCAGAGUCUUUUCUUUGUCAUUUAUGCACUUUUGUGAACAAUCAGCUAAACAAGCAAAUUAAAGCCCAUGUAAUUGUCUUAUGUUUAAAAUGAUUACUGAAAUAAACAUAGAAAAUCAUCUCAUUGCCUUUAGUUUUCAUUUACCAAUAAUGAACAGUGCAACAUGGCAUUUAUAAGAUGAUUUUUGUCUUUGCUCUUUAUUCAGAAAUGGACAGUCUCAUGAUAAAGAUUUUAUGUACACUAUAAAACAGCUUAUGAUAGAGCAUUUCGCUUAAAUUUGUAAUUACAGGUUUAGCUUGGAGCAAAAGAAUUUAAACAAUAAAUACAGAAAUGUUCACAGGAGGUAAAGCAGUUUGUAGGAUAACACUGAAAAGCUAACAAGAAGUUUACAUGAAUUUACUGCACUGCAAAACAAACGCCAAUGAAUCAAAGACCAGCAACUUUUCAAUUCGGAAUAUGACUGCCCUCAUUCCACAAAACACACUUUCCUUUAAAAUCGUCCAGGAUACAAAUAAAACAA
Molecule: messenger RNA, 3798 nt
Organism: Triplophysa rosa
Lineage: Eukaryota; Metazoa; Chordata; Actinopteri; Cypriniformes; Nemacheilidae
Gene: msmp1
Product: microseminoprotein, prostate associated 1
Exons: 3
Coding region: 2475-2852 (125 amino acids)
Source: RefSeq, a predicted model, not a curated record